ACCGGGUCAGGAACCACUUUUCUCUGUCUGGAUCGCAAGCAGGAAAGGGGACCAAGCGCAGAUAUGAACAGACAAGGUUUCUUCACCGUCUUUGUCCUUCUGGCUUGCUGUGUGGCUCUCAUGCAAGGAUUGCCCACCUCCAGACGGGAGCGCUGUUUUUGCAAAAGACCAGGCGUGCUGUCCGUGAACAUGGACCGUGUGGAGAAAGUGGAAUACUACAAGUCAACCAGUAGCUGUGGACAAGAGGAACUGCUAGUGUUCCUGAGAAACCAGCGAAGACGUUGUCUGAACCUGAACGGGGACCAAGGCAGGAGAAUUAAACUGGCAAUUAUGGAAAAAAACAAGGCCAACCAAUGAAGUUCAAACUGAGUUUUAGAGAAGCUGCUUCACAAAUGAUUCACUUCCUAAAGACACGUAAUCUAGUUUCCGAAGGAUUCACAAUCUAUGACAUCCACGUUGGGAGCCAAGAGCGUUAUUCUUAUCAAGCUGAUGGGGUUCAGAAGUUAACCCCAAGUACUUCCUGUAGGAAUUUAUUAAAACAAGAGUAAUGCAAUGAGCUGAAAUGUCUGUAAUUUUGUCUUGAUUUUGACAUCUCUGACCAUGGAAGACGAACUCAUUCUUCCAAAUCAAACAAGCCAGGACAAUGUGAUAGAAGCACCCUUCGUUCCUGAAUGUUUUAUGCUUGUAACACCAAUGCAGAUGGUCCUUGACUUGCAACCACAACGGAGCCCAGCGUUUCCGUUGCAAAAGCAAGUGAGAUUUCCUUCAUUUCGCGACCUUUCUCGCACAGCCCUUAAGUGAAUUCGCUGCAGCUGUUACGUUAGUAACACCACUUUCGAAUCUGGCUUCCUCCUUGACUUUGCUUAUCAGAAGGUCGCAAACCGGGAUCACAUGACCUCGGGACCCUACAACCGUCAUAAAUCUGAGUCCGUUGUCAGUUUUGGUCAGGUGACCUUGGAGUUGUUGCAGCAGUCUUGAAUCUGAAAAUUAUCCCUGUUUUCAGUGCCAUUUUAACUUCAAAAGGACUAGUUGGUGGCUCAGUGGCUUAAGACACUGAGCUUGUCAAUCAGAAAGGUUGGCGGUUCGAAUCCCUAGUACAGGUUUCCUGCAUGAGCAGGGGGUUGGACUAGAUGACCUCCAAGGCCCCUUCCAACUCUGUUACUGUUUACCUGAAUUUUAAUCAUGUGACCAUGGGGAUGAACAAUGGUUGUAAGUGUAAAAAAAUUGAUCCUAAGUUCGUUUUUUUUCCGUGCCAUUGUAACUUUGCAUGGUCACUAAAUGAAUGGUUGUAAGUCAAGGAGUACCGAUAUUUCAUGCUGGUUAAUACCAUUAUAGGCUUCCAUUCCUGAUCGUGUUCCGUGUGUGUUGUAAUGUUGCAGUCCAAGCUUUAUCAUUUUUUAGUAGCAUUGCAAAUUUGUGCGCAAGUACGUAAGUCGCAGAAUGCAACAUAACAUACCUCUCAUUACGUCCUCUGUGGGCACGUGUGUAUAUAGUCUAUGAUAGUUAAAGAGAAUAUUUCUUCAAUAUUUCAAUAAAUGUCAUUCUGCUA
This is a messenger RNA of Ahaetulla prasina, 1549 nucleotides long. RefSeq names its product C-X-C motif chemokine ligand 11 (gene CXCL11). The transcript has 4 exons. The record is from RefSeq and is a predicted model, not a curated record. Lineage: Eukaryota; Metazoa; Chordata; Lepidosauria; Squamata; Colubridae. Gene Ontology annotation, cellular component: extracellular region. Gene Ontology annotation, molecular function: chemokine activity. The coding region runs from base 64 to 357 and encodes 97 amino acids. Gene Ontology annotation, biological process: immune response.